Molecule: messenger RNA, 1838 nt
Organism: Schistosoma spindalis
Lineage: Eukaryota; Metazoa; Platyhelminthes; Trematoda; Strigeidida; Schistosomatidae
Source: the annotation of a GenBank genome assembly
AACAUCUUUGUUGUCUCGUUUUUUCUCUCACUAGAUGGUUUCAUGUCACAUCGGAUGUAAUGGUUAUGCAACCUGUCGGUUUCGAUACAGACUUCAGUCAUUCCACUUGGCCAAAUAGUUAUGAAGCCAUCCCAUUGGAUGGUGGUCGUUGGCUUGAAAUUCACUUGGGUCAUUUAAAUACUUCCCCGACAAGUCGCCGUCACGAACACGAUCACUCAGAAUGGAAUGAAAAUUUUGAGUCUCUUCAUAAUAGUAAUAAUGAUCCAGAUAAAAAAUCCCAACCAAAUGAAUAUUAUUUUCGUGCUGGUUUUGGUGAAUAUUUUUGUGAAGUACAUAUACCAUCAAUACAACAAGUAGAUAAUGUGAUUAAUCAACCAGAUAAAAUGGGAUUAAAUAAUACAGGACCAUAUAUACCUGUUACUUUAUUCUCUGCUACUACUGCCACCUCUUCAUCGCCGUCAGAAUCAACAAGUGUUGUCAGUAAAUUAAAGACGUCAAAUUCUAGAAGUAAAAUUGUCUGGUCUGUUCAGGUGUAUGAGUUAGUACAAGUUGAAUUUCCAUCCAUAUUCAUGCAUUCUAUCGAGAUUCUUUCAGCAGUAUCGUCAUCAUCAUCCAAUCAUGAUGUAAAAAAUCAACAGCUUAAUUCAAAUAAUCGGCAUCAACUUCAGGAGCGGCAUAAUGAAUUAUGGCGUAAGGUGAAUUCUUCAAUUACACUUCUAUGUGCAAGCAAUAUUCGUCGAUUCAGCAAUGAUAAUAACGAUGUUCUCGAUCGAUCUGGCAUACUUUGGUUUAAUUCAAGUCGAUUAACUGAUGGUUAUGGUAUUCAAUGGAAGAAAAAUGGUGAAAUUUUAUCGGAAAAACUAUUUCGAAUGAAUCCCAGCCGUUUUCGUAUAAUUGGAAGUGCUAGCCUUUUGAUAACUAAUGCACAACUUGAAGAUACUGGCAUUUACUCAUGUCAAGCCGUAAAUUUCAUGAUGAAUUCCGUCUUGGAUGAAACAUCUAUUCAAUUGAUUAUUGGUAAUUCACCCGUGUUAAUGAAUGCUUCAUCGACUGAAUUGCAGGCAAAAUUACAUUUCGAACAAAUAUUAUGGUGUAAUUUUGAAACAUAUUAUCCAACAAUUAUACAGUGGCGUAAAAAUGGUGAAAUUAUUCAAGAUAGUGAAUAUUUUCGUAUCACAAAUAAUUUUACUCCAUUUUCCAAUCAAUCUAACCACUUCCAACAAUAUCAUCAUCAGCACCUCCAACAAAAACAGCAACAGAUCACGACACAAAUUAAAAUACAAAGAAUUUUACCGAAUGAUUCAGGUUAUUUUCAAUGUUUAGCAGAGAACAGAUUUGGUUCUGUUCAACAUGCAAUUAUGCUUCAUGUUGUGCAAUCUAAUUCAAAUGAUUACAUAAAUGAUGGAGUUGACUAUAACAAUAAUAAUAAUGUAUAUAUGUUUAUACCUACAAAUGUCGAAGUGUGGAACAUUAGUGAUACACAUGCUUACGUUAUGUGGGAUGAACCACAAUGGUAUCUGUCAAAACCAUUCAUGUAUUUUAUACAAAUUGAAUCAGAUGAUGCACCAGGGUAAUGAAUGAACUCUAUUACUGUUGACUAUAUGUAUAUAUAUUUUCUUUGAAAAUGUAUAAUAUUGUUAUUGCGACGAAUAGUGCUAUUAUAUAAAGUUUUAUUAUUAUCAUCAAUAUAUUUUUAUAUUCUCCCAUAUCUAAGCUUUUCAACUUUUAAAUUGUUAUCAUAUUUUUUUAAUAUUGCGGACUUAUCAUUAAAUUAAUCAUUCCCCUAUUACUCUGGUUUUGUAUCACUUAUGACUAAGUUAUGUACGCAUUGUAAUACC